AUGUUUAACAAUCGUUUUUAUCAAAAAACUGAUACUGACCGUAAGAGACAAGCCCGUGCGCGUGCUGGAGAUGCUUUUCUUAAUGCGUUUAUAGAUGGAGAAAAUAUUAACAUAGAUUUAUUAUCUCCAUCUCAAAAUGAUAUUUAUGAUGAACAAAAUUUUGAUGAACAACAAAAGGAUUCAAGUGGUGAUAAUACGGAUGAUGAUGAUGAUGAUCUACAGGAAUUAUUUAAUGUAUUAGACGUUAAUCGUGAAAAAAAGUUGUAUUCAUCAAGUUCAUUAUCAAUAUAUGAUGCAUGUAUGGAAAUCGUUCGAUUAAGUCAUGAUUUAAAUUUAAAUAAAUGCCAAAUUAAAUGUUUAUUAGCUGGAUUACAUAUAUUAUUAUCGAAUGAUAAUAAAUUACCACGAACUGUUCCAGGUCUAAUGAAACUAGUUGGAAUUGGUUAUUCAAAAAAAGUGAAUUAUUUUUGUCGGGAAUGUUUUUAUCCAUUAUUUACACCUCAACAAAAAGAAUGUACAACUGGAUGUUCAAUGAACAACCAACGACGUCCAUUCAAAAAUGUUAGUGAAUUGGUGAUUAACGAUGUUAAAAAAGAAAUUACAACUACAACAAAAACAUAUUUGAAUUUAAUUCGUGAAUAUCCAACUCAGUCAAGUACUCUGUUGCCAUGUGAUGUAUUAAACGGCGAAGUUUAUACGCAAUUACCAUCAAAAUUUGAUCAUCAAUUAACACUGGCUUUACAUACUGACCAGUCACAAAAAUGGGGGGCAAGUCGUUGUGGCCCAUUCAUCCUCGGCGCAUGGUUGGGUGGAACUCAUCCAAAUAGAGAUUUUUUAUGGGACAAAAUUGUUCAACAAAUUUAUGAAUUACUCCAAAGUGGUAUCAAAGUUACAACAGAUAAUGAUAAACAAUUAAAAUUUUCAAUUCGUGUACAAUAUGCCACAUUCGACUUAACAGCACUUGCACAAAAUUGUAAUAUUAUUCAAUUCAAUGGUUAUUAUACGUGCAGUGAUUGUACAAUUCAAGGUGUUGCUAUUGGUCGACAAAUAUUUUAUCCAUAUUCACCUGUAUCGUCACCACGAAAAACUGAUCAUGAUUAUUUAACAUUAUCAACACAAAAUUUACCAGCUGCAAGAGCAAUGGGAAUCAAGGGACCAACCCCAUUAACAAAACUUUUAUUAUUCCCAGAUCAAGUUGCAAAACAUUAUAUGCAUCUUGUAUGUAGUGGUCACUUUAAAACAUUGAUUACUUAUUGGGAACGUAUUUUAUUACCGGGUGUAUUUGAUCA
This is a messenger RNA of Didymodactylos carnosus, 1289 nucleotides long. The record is from the annotation of a GenBank genome assembly. NCBI's taxonomy places the organism in Eukaryota, Metazoa, Rotifera, Eurotatoria, Philodinida, Philodinidae.